Messenger RNA from Menidia menidia (Atlantic silverside), 3387 nucleotides. The record is from the annotation of a GenBank genome assembly. Lineage: Eukaryota; Metazoa; Chordata; Actinopteri; Atheriniformes; Atherinopsidae.
GCUGACCCGUGUCUGAACUCAGCGAGUUGGAAAGGGGAAAAAACAACAAAGAACAGCACAUUAAUAUUCUCUCUCUCAGCUUUCUAUGAAAAGUGUGUUUCUCUUAAAAAUGAACCGGUUUUAUGUGUUUUGACACUGGAACGGAUACAUAGGCAGCUCGGAGGCUCGCAGACGGUGGACGCGGCAAUGUGGUGCUACCAAAAACCGGACUUUGAAGGCGUCCUGCUCUCUGAGCUGCAGAGGCAGCAACAGUGCAGCCAGUUCUGUGACACUCUGCUCAAAGCAGGAGGUGUAUCGGUACCAGCGCAUAGCUGCGUUCUGUCCGCUGUCAGCCCCCACAUCUCCUCGGCCCUGUCCGCCAUGCCGGCGCCCCCCGCGGGACAGAGCCGCCUGCUGGAGUUCCAGGCCCUGGGGGCCUGCACGCUGCUCCACAUGGUCAGACUUCUUUACUCGGGACAGAUGAUGGGAGAGGGGGAAAGCGAGAAGCGGGAGGCGAUUUCCGCAGCGGCCAAAUUGGGCAUCGGUGGGUUGGUGGAGGUCCCGAAGAGUAAAAGCACAGGAGGAGGUGUGAGGGUGGGGCAGUGUGUGGAGGUGGGAGUCCAAACGGAGCCCGAGAGGACGGAGGAGCCCGGGCCACAGAGCGGGUGGAGGAGAGAGCUGAGGGAUGGGGGCAUUUUUCUCUGGAAAGAGACGCCGUCAGGUGGAGAGAAAGAGGUGUGGACUCAGACAGAGGAGCCUGACUUGAAAACAGCCCCCCCUGUCCACCCGCCCUACGAAACAGUUGACAUGGAAGUCUUCCGGAGCUUACAGCAGGCCGACUGCCAGCAGUUUGUCCCCGUGACAGUCAUCUACCCCCCAAGCGAAAGUCAAAUCCUGCCGCCCUUGCCUGCGGCCGCAGCUCCUCUGCACCAGUCCGCGGCCGCCGGGAACGCCUCCGUUGACUUUGUGGUGCCCCCGCACACGUCCGCCCCCCCUUCCCUCGCUCAGUUUCCCAACUGCUUCCCCUCGUCUGACGCUGUCCCUCAGAGCUGCUGGAGCGGUUACCAAGCAGCCGGCCGGGAGGUCCCGGCAGCGGAGGAGUGGGAGGAUGUGCCCCUGGAGCAGUUCCAGGACAACAUCCCGGGAUUCAUCAGCUACUUCCUGAACCCGGAAGAUAAGGACGCCUGUCGGGGGAGGAGGGCCCGGCGGAGGCAAAGGGUGAGGGGCGGCAGGAGAUCCGGGACAGGGGAGCAGAGAGCCCGGACGCCCCGAGGAGGAGCCAGAGGGAGGGGCCGGGGGGGCGCCACCGAGCUGCUCAGUGUGCAGGAGGUGGGGGUGGGCAAGCUCCAGAAGCUGUUCCUGCACAGGUGGAACACGAGGACGCCCAGGACGGGGCUGGGGGCGGGGGCGGUCGGCAGGACGCUGUUCCUGAAGAGCAGAGAGUCUCUGAAAUCGGGCGGCAGGUGUCCGAGGAGGAGGGGCCCCGCCAAAGAGUGGGACCCUGGCCGGAGCGGGGACCUGACGCUGCCCGGGGGAAGAGGAGGAGGCGGCGCUCAGUGGGGACGGAAGAACGCCACACAGCAGGACUGCCCUCCCGUCAGCCGGACUCGGAGGGGCGCUGACCGCUUAGCCCCUGCACCCCCCUCCGUCCCACCCAGACGGCCGCCCGACAGAUCCGGUCCGUCCCUCCAGCCGGCUGCCCCUCACAGCCUGGUGUCGCCAGCCGCCCCCUACGCUUCCCCGGCGCCGUCCCUCCUCCACACCACCGCCCUCCCCCCUCCGGCCCCCCCACCUCCCGAGGACCACCCCGAGCGCAUCGAGCGCCUCCUGGAGGAGGUCAUGAUGGGACUGGACAUUCUGCCGCACCACAAGGGCAGCGGCGGCGCACGGCACUCCCCUCCAGCAGGGGGCAGCGCCGCGGCCUUGAGCAGGCAGCGGGGCCCCCAGGCCGCCACCGAGGCGCCCGUCCUGCAGCAGCCCUGCGAGGGCGAGCUGAGCGAGAUGCUGGACCAGUUCCUCCAGUCCUUUGAGCAGCACGUCGAAAACGAGAGGGGCGCCGACCUCCCCCCGCAGGGCGGCCAGCCUCAGGCGGGGAGGAAGCGCAGCCACAGAAGGAACGCUCAAAGCAGAACCCCCGACACCAGCGACGGCGAGGAGGCGUCGCAGAGCUCUGCGUCCUCAGAAAGCACAGAGAGGGUUCAGGAGAAAGCCAGAGGAGUGAGCAGGAGAAGAGCAAAACGCCGUAUGUCAUCCCAGAAAAUAAGGAAAGCAGCUCCAUCAGACAGCACCCAGAAGAACAGGGCUCCCGGGGGGUGGACGGAGCAGCUGCAGAAGACGGCGGUGGUGGAGCUGGACAGGAGGAGCACGCUGUCAGCUCUGGGCUGUCUGGGCGCCGGCCUGCAGAGUCCUGCAGAAGCAGAGAGGAAUCAGUCGUCAGGGAGAGCCUCUCAGGACAGCAUGAUAUUCAAGGAAAGGCUGAAGUAUACGAGCACAAAGACCUACCCAAUCAGGAGCAGGUUCAGGAAGGCGCCUGUCAUGAGCAAUAUGUCCGCCCCUCCUGAGCCCCUUCCGCACAAACCGCCACCUCCAGCGGAACGUCCGGCUCGCCAUCGAGGAAGGCCGCCGAAAAAAGUUCAACGGGCGCGCAUCCAGCCAGAGGGAAACCAGGAGAGACCCGAGCAGGGUCUGACCGCUCAGCCCCGGGAGGCAGCAGAUGAACCUGCAGGAGGGCAAAGAAAGAGGGGGGCGGAGUCUCGUGGGGACCUCAGUGAGGGCGCCACGGCGAUCAAAAGAGUUUGUUCCGCUCAAAACAGCAAACCAGCCAGUGGGACUCCCGGCUCCAUUUCUGAAUCUGCGGCGUGGGAAUUUCCAUCCGCGGCCUCGGAGCCGGAGGAGGUGAUCGACAUAGAGACGAUCUCCUUGGCCAGUUCAAGAGAGCAUUUAUCAGGAGCCGAAAACAAGCAAGAGCCUGCUCUGGGAAAGGACAUACUCGGGAAAGCUGGAGGAAGCUUAACGGGCGAGGACACGGACUCCAGCACCGACGACAUCAUAGACGUAGAAGGUGUCAGAGACUCCGAGGACAAAGAGGCAGACCGGCAGGACGGAUUAGCCUCGAGCAAAAGGACAGCAAAUGAGGCGAAGGAUUCACUGGCCAGAACGCUCAGAGACCAGCACACGGGAGCGCAGUGGGAAGAAGAUGAGGACCAAGAUGGAGACCACGACAUCGACGUGAUCGGCGCUUCCAGUCCGGUCCCCGAUCCGGUGGUCAUCAUCUGGACAGAGUCCUCUGAGGAGGAAAGAGAGGAGCUCAUCGACGUGGUUGGAGAGAAGACGGACCGCUCUUCAUCAGCUAUCUUCUCUGCUGCCAUAAAAGGGGAGCUCGUUAAUAGAAAAGCGCUCUCUCAUUAG